CCUCGCCUUUUCACAGAGCAAUGACAUUCAAGGUCAUUUUGAUUUUGUAAAGAAAAAGGAAGCAGAAACUGGUAUUAUAAGCAGAAACUGGUAUAAGAGAAACUCUGGACAAUGAAGAAUUUCAUAAACCAUUUAACUAAAAUAUGGCAUAAAAUAACUAAGAAGAACAAGAAAGAAAAAGGUCAGACUGUUGAAACUCUUCCCAAGUCUUUAUCAACAACUAGUCUUUUGAGCCAGGCUCCUUCUCUUAGCCUAGCUAGCUUACUUGAAGAUGAUUUUGUUCCCUAUGAACGCCAAAUGUCUUGCAGUGUCAGGUCACUGCCCUGUUUGGAUGAUAAUUCUUCCAUUCAAAAUCUAGAAUAUAAGCAAACAUCAGGCCAUUCUUCGAGUCUAGAGCUCAUAUCCAGGAACCGGUGUUUAAGUGGCAGAUGUACUUACAUUAAUUGUUCAACUGUGGGGCAUUCCAGUUACCAAAGUUCAUUUUCCUGUCAACUUGACACCUUUGACCUCUUCCCAUUCAAACCAAAGUCACAUUUUGGCAGCCGUAAGAGGGUUCUGAACUUGGAGAAUGAUGAUUUUAUUGAGAGGCCAAACCAAUUUGACAUUCUAAAGUCUACUGAGGUGGGGACCUACAUGGGACAACAUCACAAGAAACAAAAAUGUCAAGUUAACAAGCUAACAACAGAAAAAACAAAGGAGCAUGUUGACUCACAUCAAGUCCACCAAUAUAGACAGAAGGAUAAGGAACCAGUUGUUAUAAGAAUGAAAGACUUGCAUGAAAAACAUCAUCCCAAGAAAAAAGCACAUUUAUUUCAACAGAAAGAAAUGAAAGGACAGAAAAUGUUGAGGAAGGGCGGGGAUAGAAAAGGAAGUCCUAAAAAGAAAGUACAUGUAUUCCACCAGAAGGAUGGGGAGAGAAAAGGAAGUCCAAGAAGGAGAGCACAUGUAUUUUACCAAAAGGGCAGGGAUAGAAAAGGAAGUCUUCGAAGGAGAGCACAUGUAUUUCACCAGAAGGGCAGGGAUAGAAAAGGAAGUCUUCGAAGGAGAGCACAAGUAUUUCCCCAGAAGGGCAGGGAUAGAAAAGGAAGUCUUCGAAGGAGAGCACAUGUAUUUCACCAGAAGGGCAGGGAUAGAAAAGGAAGUCUUCGAAGGAGGGCACAUGUAUUUCACCAGAAGGGCACGGAUAGAAAAGGAAGUCUUAGAAGGAGAGCACAUGUAUUUCACCAGAAGGGCAGGGAUAGAAAAGGAAGUCUUCGUAGGAGAGCUCAUGUAUUUCACCAGAAGGGCAGGGACAGAAAAGGAAGUCUUCGAAGGAGAGCACAUGUAUUUCACCAGAAGGGCAGGGAUAGAAAAGGAAGUCUUCGUAGGAGAGCUCAUGUAUUUCACCAGAAGGGCAGGGACAGAAAAGGAAGACCUAGAAAGAAAGUACAUGUGUUCCACCAGAAGGACGGGGAAAGAAAAGGAAGUCUUCGAAGGAGAGCACAUGUAUUUCACCAGAAGGGCAGGGACAGAAAAGGAAGACCUAGAGAGAAAAUACAUGUAUUCCACCAGAAGGAUGGGGAUAGAAAAGGAAGUCUUCGAAGGAGAGCACAUGUAUUUCACCAGAAGGGCAGGGAUAGAAAAGGAAGUCUUCGAAGGAGAGCACAUGUAUUCCACCAGAAGGACGAGGAUAGAAAAGGAAAUCUUCAAAGGAGAGCAAUUGUAUUUCACCAGCAGGGCUGUGACAGAAGGGAAAGUCUGAGAAGGAAAGCAUGUGUAUUCCACCAGAAGGGUUUGGAUCGAAAAGAAAAAAACAUGCCUGUAUUCCAAUGGAAGCUUUUGGGAGGAAAAAAUUGUCUUGGAAGAAAUGCUCAUGUAUUUCAAUUGAGGGUGUUUGAUGGAAAAGAUGGUGUGGAGGCGUGGGCCAAAGAACAACUUUUCUGCAGCACACCAGUAUUGGACCACAAAUGCUCAAGGACAAACUCCGGGAACAAAAAAAGAAAAAAGCAACUAAAUACACCAAGGAAGCUACUUCAGAAAAAUCCCUGGGAAACAUGGCAGACAAUAGAAACAGAACACAUGUUUGGAAAGAAAAAAAUAGUUCAGAAACAAGCUAAGGACAUUUCACAACGAAAUCUCAGAAAACUUCCCGGGAAACUGACUACAGAACAAAGAUAUAAAGUUCAAAGAGACGUUGGACAAAUCAUUGGGCGGCCCUGGCCAGUUUUUAAGAGGAGACCGGGUGGUAAAACUUCUUUACCCAAUUUGUCACGUGUUCUGCAACCCAGAAAUGAGCAGGCUAAGCAGGAUGCUCAACACAGACCUCAGCAGCCUACACAACCUGAGGUUCAACAGACUUCUCAACUUCAACAGGGUAGACAUGCUGCUCAACUCUUACCUGUACAGUCUGAGCAGGAUUCCGAAUCCAUAGACCAACAUACAACCCAUUUUGGUGCUGUUCAUCAUGACAUGUCACAGACUGAACAGGCUGCUGGGGAACGUGAAGCAUACAGUGCUGAUUUCCAAAAAAAGUUGCCUUCUGCAAAAGGGUGUGUGGUGUUCAAAAGAAGAAGUCUAGUUCUGUAUCAUACCUGUCAGAUAGAUUGUAUUUUGUUUACAAUCUUUCUCUUGGUUCACCAUCAUCCACAAAUGGAACAGAUGCUUAGAAAUGCUGAUGAUGAUUUUCAGUGGUUGUACUGUAUUUGGAAUAAGUGCAGGACAGGAAAGUUUGAAGAUGCAAAGCUAGCAUUCUGGCUGAGACAUGGAAUUGCCCUUCCAGAGGAGGACUUUAUUGACUUCAAGGUCAAAUUAGAAGCAGAUUGGAUUUUGGAGCCACUGAAGAUAAAAAUCUUUCAUCAAAUGUCCAAAUGCAAGACUUGUAAUGAAUCUUGCGUUUUUGGUGAGGUAGAUCAGGAUGAAUACUUCCAGAACAGCAUCGGAGCAUUUGCAAAAAGAUGUGUUGGACUUGGGAAGCAAUUUGCGAGCUUUCAAGAUUGUAUCGAUGCCUGGAGUGCUGAAGAUGUGCCUUGUUCUAAAUGUGUGGAUGGCUACUGCCUUGUGACCAGAGGACUGGACUGUGACCAAGGCCAACCACCAUUACUACCUGUCCCAACCUUCUUUGAAGAAUCAGAAUGUUCUGGAUGCCUGGGAGAGUUUCUUCUUCCUGUCUCACUUGAUGACCACCAUCCAACACUGGAACAGCCCCAGGAGUUUUCAACUGGAAAUUGCCACUACCAACUCCACGCCCUGUCCUAUGCCAUCAUAAAACAAACCAGGACUGGGGAGAACUACAUACAUGAGAGAUGUAAAGUUUGGGACGUUAGCCUUGGCCGGUGGCAGUACUUCGAUGGAGAGGGUUGGAAUGAAGAUUACAGCAAUUAUAAAAUGAAAACAGCUGCAGACAAUACACCAGGAAAAUCCUACAGAGUCGCUUAUUUCAGACUUGUUAAUAAUUAACAUUGAUUGCUUGGUUCAAUGUUCCACCAGAAUAGCAUACUGGUACUUUUUAUGCCCCCACCAUAAAAUUGGAGGGCAUAUAGGUAGCAGUGUACAGUAGCGUUCGGUGGCCAUGGGUGAUAUUUUUAUACAAUGAAUAACCCCUGUAA
Mizuhopecten yessoensis (Yesso scallop) is the source of this 3584-nucleotide messenger RNA. RefSeq lists its product as uncharacterized. NCBI's taxonomy places the organism in Eukaryota, Metazoa, Mollusca, Bivalvia, Pectinida, Pectinidae. Bases 112 to 3435 code for a protein of 1107 amino acids. The record is from RefSeq and is a predicted model, not a curated record. The transcript is spliced from 9 exons.